This is a messenger RNA of Drosophila bipectinata, 2537 nucleotides long. RefSeq lists its product as uncharacterized. The record is from RefSeq and is a predicted model, not a curated record. Lineage: Eukaryota; Metazoa; Arthropoda; Insecta; Diptera; Drosophilidae.
AUGUCCAAUCAAUUAUUUUUCCUGAGUUUGGCGGACAUCUUCUCGGUGUAUCCCGCCAUCUUCAAGGAGCAGAGCAAAAAGCUUAAAAAGAUGAAGCAAAUAUAUCUGCCCAGUGAUGAGGAGUGGCAGGACAAAAUGUAUUAUAUGCUCCUGGAGAUUCAACGACAGGUGAAUGACUCCACCGAUGAUACUGUUUCCCUGCAGGACAUCAACAAAAAGGAGAAACCAGUUUUCGAUCCUUUGAGAAUCACAAAGAUAAUAUCGCCUGGGGUUAGCCCAAAUGGUCGGCGGAGUAGGACCCUCAAAUACUGCCAUGCCACCACUGUGAAAAUAAAACUAAAAUCUGGCGCCCGGUGGACUCUGCCCACUAUUGCCAAUGCCGCCAAACUUCUAAGGAAGCCACCGAUUCCCGUCCAUUUCCAGAACGAGCAUGAGAUGAGAUUGGCCUACUCCUUGAUCUAUGAUGUCUUUCGAUAUAAGGUUGUAUUAUCGAAUGCGCUCAGUGAUGUUAGUUUCUUUGAGCAGCACAGUGAGUAUUUGAAAGACGAACAACGUAUCUGGCUGAUGCUCUUCGAGCUCUACGAUCGUCAGUUCAAGGGUCGUAACUCUGAAGAAAAGGGUCUUCAAGCGGAUCUCUACAAAGAGGCCGAAGUAACAGGUCUGGCCUCUGACCUCUGGCAGCAUCGCAUACGUUUGGCCGCCUCGAUUUCCCGGAUGCGGAUACGGGUGGGAGCACUCCGGCUGUCCCAACUGCUGCCCAUUCACUUGCAAAAUGAGAAAGUGGCCUUUGCAGCUGCUAAUCCCGUAGUCACAGGCUGGAUAAAUCCUUUUCUAGUGCGUAACAAGGAUGAGGCCGAUAAGAUUCUCACUGAGAUGGGAUUCACUGUCCAUGGACCUGACGAUGAACAGCCACUUCUGGAGCAGCACUGCAAGUGGGAUAAUAUAUGUCCACUGGUCAUAUCCUGUAUUCCCAAGGAUCGCAGCGAGUUCACAAAAUCUGUACUGAUGACCAAGCAUUAUUUUAUUAUGCAGGACAAAAACUUUACCUUUGGUCCGGCCAUCAUGUCCAAGCUGAUGGAUUACUUUGAGCUGGACGGGGACAUUCUUCAGACCCAUAUCGGUUCCCCCAGAUCCACCGCAUACUUGGCAGCUCUCUUCUAUUCGAUUAAUCGGGUAAACAACUUCUAUGUGUAUGGGGCGGGAGCCAAUCUGAAGGAGUAUCGUCGCUAUAUGGAAUUAAUCGGGGUUAAUAAUAUCAGAUUGUUCGGCGAUGCCUUUACCUCGUUUCCCAUGGAAUCGAAUCGAUUCAGGACAGUGGUGGGGAUAUUUGCCACGCCGCCGAACUCCUUUAGCGCCAUUUCGGAUCCCAUCGACCUGAUUUGUUCGCGGGGUGGGGAUCUCAGCAUGCUGGAGGUGCUCACGGAGUCGGAGGUCAGCGAGGAGGGCCGUCAGCGGGUGGCCAUGAUUCUGGAGGAGCAGCUGCUGACCCUCACCAUGUCUAUGUCGCGGCCGCAAGUCCAGUUCGUGCUCUACCAAACGCACUCCAUUGUGGGCACUGAAAACGAGGAUAUGGUCCGGCACGUCCUGGAAUUGAUCAACAAAUUAGCGCUGGAGAAACAUCGCAAUGCCUACAAGGAGCAGAAGCGCCUGGAGGCCUUGGCUGAGCUGGAAGCUGCCAAUAUUCCAGCGGCCGCCAUGAGCAAGGACUCUCCCCGGAAGAAGGACAAGCCAGCCGAGGCACCAGCUGCAGGACCUCCGGGAUCUACAGGUCCUCCCCUGCCCAGGGUGGAUAGUAUCGAUCUGAUUGUUAAUCCAGAAAUAGAUGAGUUCGUGCAGGACACGGUUCCGGACAUUUGCAUCAAUCAGGACGACUGCAUCAAGCAGCAGGUGACCGGCAGCUAUUUGUCCUUGGUGCGCAGGAAGACCCUGACCCACCUGAACGAGAAGUAUUUGAUCCGAAGAGCAGAGCAGAGGGGACUGUUUGGAAAGCCGGAGAAGGAUAUGAAGGACAAGAGCAAGCCGAAGGCAGUGAAGCUGCAGGAACAGCAGGCGGAGCCACUGCCCCAGGACAUGGGCUACGAGCAGAGACUCUCGGCCAGUCGAUCCAAUUCACAGCAGAUACUCCAGCGUCUGCAGCGAUCGACGAGCGCCAGUGCUAUCCGCUCGCACCUGACCAAACUGUCCGCUACCCACCGCCGCCCCAUCACCUUUAAUUUCAGGAGGCGGGAGUGCAGGCGGUUCCACGUCUUGCCCCUCUACAUGCACAGCACCAAGCAGAGCAUUCGAUUAUGGUGGCAAUACGCGUAUAGAUGCGUCACGCCCUCCGCCUCAAACAACGCCGGUGCCGUGUGGAAUCCUCAUCUUAAAUCUAGGCUGCACUGCAGCAGGCAGCUGCGUAUACGGAAGCUGAGACGAGGCCCCUGGUCAAGGCGGCAGCCACUACGACUGCAUAUUAAUGACAUUAAGCUGCUGUGCCAGGUGCGCAAGAGGAGCAAAUAGUUGCACAUUUCAUUUGACUGAUAACAAGCAAACAGCAA